Molecule: messenger RNA, 939 nt
Organism: Aphanomyces astaci
Lineage: Eukaryota; Oomycota; Saprolegniomycetes; Saprolegniales; Verrucalvaceae
Exons: 5
Coding region: 1-939 (312 amino acids)
Biological process (GO): intracellular transport
Source: RefSeq, a predicted model, not a curated record
AUGAACGUUGUGGGCGCCGCGUCGUCGCCAGGAAAGUCUCCGCAUGCGAAGUCGCCGCUGAACAAGCGUCCCCGCGUGAACACAGAAGGUCACGAUGGGAUCGAUCGGGGGCAACAUGACGAAGAAGACGUGGAGGAACGUCCGGUGAGUCCGUCGAAGACGACAGACUCGAGUCCGCGUGAGCAAACCACCUCGGCGGACGUUGGCGACAAGACGUCUGCCAUAUCGUCGUUUGGCUUUACGGCAUUUGCCAACACGAAUCCAUUCCAGACCGUUGCGCCCACUUCGGCUGCUUCUUCCACAGGGUUUGCCGCUUUUGCCGGCGGUGGAUUUGGGACAUCUUCGUCGACUGGCUUUGGGUUUGGAUCUGGCGGGUUUGGACGUUCCAGCGGUACAAGCGGGUUCGGCAGCACGUCGUCGUCCACGGCGGCGUCCUUUGGCGGCGACAAGACAAACACGGACGAAGCGUCCGCAUGGACCGACGCGAACGACACGAACGCCGACUUUUUAAAUGCUGAAGCCGACAAGGUCGAAGUCCAGCAUCUCGUGGUGCCCAAGGUGGAGCUGCCAAAGGACUACCACCACGUGACCGGCGAAGAAAACGAGCUCGUAUUGCUUCAAACGACGGCCAAGCUGUUCAAGUUGGUGGACAAGGAGUACGUCGAGUGCGGCGCUGGUCCGCUCAAGGUGCUGGAGCCCAAGGACAAAUCCACGCGCGGCCGCCUCGUCAUGCGUCGAGCCACGAGCGACUUCAAGGCUGGUACGCAGCUGCUGCUCAACGCUCUGCUCACGUCCAUCCCGAGCGUUGUGAUCAAAGGCAAGAACGUCAUCGUGCCCGUGCUGACAACAACGUCCUCGAUCACCACGUACUGCAUCCGCCUAGAGUCCCCCGACGUUGCUGACAAACUGCAGCAACUCCUCCACGACGCCAACAAGUAA